AUGGCUGCGAAAAUUGCCAAUAUGCCGGAAGCGCCAACAGCAGCUAACAUCGAUGUUGUCAGCCUGCAAAUUUCUCUUCCUCAAAUGCUCGAUCUUGCUCUCGGAGCCCCGGAAGUUGGCGCAGUUAAUUUUAAUAUUCUUCAUAAUUUCCUCCAUAUCUUGUUGCAUCAAAUAAAUUUACAGUCUACUAAAGUUGAGUACCGUGGCGAAAACGCGGAUCGCAUUAAAGUAAGGAAAAUAAUGCGUCGAGUAAAAUUGAAAAAGAACAGAAAAGCGAUAAUUCUUUCUCUUAUAUGGCAUUCAUGUGAGAGCUAUUACAGGGAAUGUACCGAUGCUGCCGGCGAAGUAUCACAACGAAUUCGAAGGGAUGACGGGGCAGACGCCGAUGUACUUACAGAAGAUGAAAGUUUGCAAGUGACAAAUGACACAAGACAACAAAUAGGUCUUGAGAAAGUCCCCGAAGCUCAGAUGGUAGUUUCUGCCGUGAAUGGUACUGUUCCUGCGGCAAUGACGUUCAAAGAGCUGGAAAAAUCUGUGAAACAGCUGCAACAACAAUAUCAAGCUCUGGAGGACUUGUCUACGUCCCCAGAGGUAGUCGAACGUUUAAAAGAUCGAAUCACAGAUCCAGCCGCGGAUGUAUGGCAAUUUAUUAAUAUUAAUAAGAGAUUGGAUACCAACGAACAAGUUAUCAAAUUAUUGCUACAGCUUACGACAAUAAUUCAAGAUGUAGUCAAAGGCGAUACUGGCAUAAUAGAUACGUCUUUGAUUAACGCAAGAUUGGACGAACUCGAAGAUAAAGUCUCCAAGAUGGAGCAAUGGCUAAUCAAUUUGCAAACAGUUACCGACAUUUUAACUGAAGAUAUAAUUCGCAUGGUUACAAUGGAGACGAAUGUUGGAUAUUUGUUUGAAAAAGUGGACGAUAUGCAAGCAACCGAGAAGACAAGUGACGUCAAUAUUAACAAACUUGUUGCAAAGGUGCAAGGAAUUGAAACGGAUAUGGAGAAAAUUGGACAAGCAAUGAACAGACUGCUCGAUGACAGGGAAAAACAAGAAACGGACAUCAGCACAUUACUGGAACAAAUAGAAUUUCUAAAAACUGUCAAAGCAAAUAAAGAGGAUCUCGAAGAUGCUUUGGCUGACAAAGCGGAUACUCAUAUUGUGAACAGAAAGGUAUCACACGAUAAAUUUGAUGCUGCCUGCGACGAUCUCGCUCGUGGUCUCGAGGAAGCCAUCGACAAAUUGAGCAAGCAAGAAUCGAUCUGGCAACAAGCGCUCGAUGAGGUGCAGAAUGAAAUCGCGGCCAAGAUGGAUAAAGACGAGAUGAUGCCGUUGAAGGAUUUUGUGAACAGUAAGUUAAAAUCGCUUCAAGAGAAGUUGAAGAUUAUGAUUGAAGCAAGGCGGGAGAUCGAGGCUGCAGGAACGAAGAAGCUGCUUAGAGAUGUUCAGUGUAUAUCGUGUGACAAGGAUGUUGUAAUGAGGACAGAGGAGAUCGGUAGAUUUUACCCUGAACCAUUACCAUGCACCACCAGCGUGAAGCCCUAUCUAACGUACGAGUUGGACAAAGUCAGAAAACAGCAGAGAAAAUUGCCUUACAGUAGAAAUAUGAUCCAAUUUGAAGCGGCAAUGCAAGAGCAGGCCAAAAAGAUGAAAGUAAAGGAAGAGAUGCUCGCGAGGACUCCUAGAGAUCAUCUCUGCAAUCGGUAUUGUGGCGGGAGUCACACGAUCACUACUCCUCAGCAAAGGGUCAUGCGAACGGGGCAUUUCCUUACUCAAUGGGGACCCGAAGCGAUACAAUUAACGGACGGUUUGAUGAGGGGGAAAGACGGUCAAAUGUAUCGCAGUCGGCCCAUGCCGGGUAAAGAUGUCUGCGAGCCACAUUGCUGGGAAAGUCAGAUUAGCGAGGAAACUGCACCCUCGGUGAAUAUCAAGAUGAUCUAG
Messenger RNA from Vollenhovia emeryi, 1938 nucleotides. RefSeq lists its product as uncharacterized. NCBI's taxonomy places the organism in Eukaryota, Metazoa, Arthropoda, Insecta, Hymenoptera, Formicidae. Bases 1 to 1938 code for a protein of 645 amino acids. The record is from RefSeq and is a predicted model, not a curated record. The transcript is spliced from 11 exons.